AUUUGUUCCCUCCCUGCCUUCCUAUCUACUAGUACUCCUACGGAAAGUCCUCAUCUAGAGAUCCAUGUAUGAUGUAUCACACUACCUGGAAUAAUAAAACUGUAGAUAAGAAUAGUGCUACAGUCUAUCUAGGUAUUUAUCUACCCUACUUAGCAUCAUGGAAAAGUCGAAUGUUUCAGGUAAAGCACUGGGCCUGCUCUGACCGGAUCCUUGAAACGCUUUUCAAACGGGAAGCUCCAGUGGGCGGGCUCCAUUCCGGUCCCCCAAAGCCCUGCACAGACCACCAGCUGGGAGGGCUGUCAUCCACUUAUCCUUCGUCGGGUUCAGCCAUCUGAUUCUAUACAAUCAUGUACUUCCAGGAACGGUGGAUUCAAUCACGAUACCAGGGUCAAUUGUAUUGAAAAAUCGUUGUUCACCGCACAUCACCCGGUUGCAGUAGACAACAGUGCCUGUUGUUUAUACUUCGUGCCCAACAGCGUCAUCCAGGAUACCCAGCAUACCCACUUCCUUGGAUACUCGGCUUCC
Aspergillus sclerotioniger CBS 115572 is the source of this 525-nucleotide messenger RNA. RefSeq lists its product as uncharacterized. The transcript has a single exon. The coding region runs from base 69 to 335 and encodes 88 amino acids. Lineage: Eukaryota; Fungi; Ascomycota; Eurotiomycetes; Eurotiales; Aspergillaceae. The record is from RefSeq and is a predicted model, not a curated record.